Messenger RNA from Phaedon cochleariae (mustard beetle), 216 nucleotides. The record is from the annotation of a GenBank genome assembly. Lineage: Eukaryota; Metazoa; Arthropoda; Insecta; Coleoptera; Chrysomelidae.
AUGAUAGGCAUCUUUGUGUUUCUUUUUCAAGGGUCGGAACAAGGUCCUCACGAGAAGCUUCUGCUCAACAACUUGCUAGCAGCAUACAACGUUCUGGAGAGACCUGUCGCCAAUGAGUCGGAGCCCUUGGAAGUGAAGUUCGGCCUAACGCUGCAGCAAAUUAUUGAUGUGGUCAGUAUGGAUUCGUUAUUCAUAGAUCGGUUGACGUUUAGUUAG